Messenger RNA from Aethina tumida (small hive beetle), 3488 nucleotides. RefSeq lists its product as uncharacterized. NCBI's taxonomy places the organism in Eukaryota, Metazoa, Arthropoda, Insecta, Coleoptera, Nitidulidae. Bases 1 to 1056 code for a protein of 351 amino acids. The record is from RefSeq and is a predicted model, not a curated record. The transcript has 2 exons.
AUGAACUUUGACAUACUUCAGUUUGAAUGCAAUGGUUUUCGAAUUCGUUAUUUAAUAACAGUGAUUCGUAUUGAUUCUCGCACAACUCAGAUCGAAAUGGCCGAAAAUAAUAAUUUAUCUGAACUCAUGGACAAUAUAUUUGAGGAAGGUUAUGUGGAAUGGGGCGAGGUACCUCCACCAAUUAUUGGUGAAAAAAUUUUCGACUGGAUGAUGCUUUUCAUUGGCAUCGUCGGAUUGGUUACACCCCUCUUCCUGGCUAUAACCAUACGUAGAUUCAAAAGGCUGAGGACCAGGAUCAAUACUUACAUCUUCAACAUUAUGCUGUUGACGAUUGUGUACUACAUUAACAGUCCAGUCAUGGAGAUUUUAUACAUUUUCGUCAAAUUUGAGUAUUUAUGGUGCUGGUCAUUUCAUUUAGAAUGUACUGCUGUAUUUAUGAUCUUUAUCAUGUCUUUCUGUAUGUUACUGGAUUGGACGUUAAUGGCAUUCCAUCCCAACUUCAUGGUACGAACGAGAAGCAUCCACAAAUAUUUUAUUAGUUUCCUUUAUGUACUUGGCCUGAUAGUUUGGCUAUUAAAAGGUUUUGGUUGUCAGUACAGCUUUUUCAUUACAGAUGUAUUAUUCCAUAACAUUGCUUUCAUCAUCGUAUGUGUGUCAAUAGCAAUACUAGACAUAAUAAUAGCCAAAAACAAAGUGCCAUACGAGUCCACCAAAACGAUGUAUGCCGUCACAAUGGCAAACUUAUUCGUUUACUCCUGGUUGCCAGAAUUUGUUUCCUAUAAUUUGUUAGACCAAAAUUACACGGACAAUCCUAUCAUCCUACUCAUUUUACUUGUAAUAGCCAGAUUAUCAACGGCUUUCGCCCAUCUGAGUGCCGUUAUUGCUUGUUAUUUGCUUGGUCAUCGUAACAAACAUUUCAAGAUGGCAUUCGACAGAACUUUCAAAAAGUUGGUGAAGAAUUAUGACACGGAUGACUUGGAUGUUGCCUCAGAAGAUGAAAAAGAGGCGGACGGUUCAAUUGUUGAACGAGGUACUCCUCAAAGUUUUGUAAAUUAAAUGUGAUUGAUAAUUAGAGAUGUGUUACUUAAGUCUAGUUUUAGUAGACGUUUUUUAUUUAUUUUUGACAUUAUAUGUCGUUCAAUAAAAAUUUAAAGUAAAUUAAAUCUUUUGUUUUAUUUGUGUACGCGUGUUAACAUGGUAACAAUCCGAUUGUAAAACAUUUGUCAUUUUCAGUCCACGAAGGUGUGUGCACAUUAUGAUCCGGUGCGAUGCUUAAUCAAUAGAGUUAUGUAUGUACCUCUUACUGAACCAAAUUAAUUUUCAGAUAAAAAUGAGUGAACUUAACGAUAAUUUGACAGCAGUGAUGGAUGAUGUGUUUAAAGAUGCAUAUGUGGAUUGGUCCGGGCUGCGUAUACCAGAAUUCAUUGAGACGGCCUUUGACUUAAUCUUAUUUUUUACUGCACUGGUGGGAGUUGCUGCAAGCCUUUUUGUGGCUGUCACCAUCUUAAGAUUUAAAAGAUUGAGGACCAGAACUAAUGCGUACAUUUGCACGCUUUCCUUUUUAUUCACAUGUUAUCACUUAGCUCUCCCGGUUAUGCAAAUUAUCUACAUGUGCCUACAGCAGGAAGUUCUUUGGUGUUGGGCACUUCAUUUACGAAACAUCUCUUUAACUAUGACGUUCAUUGUAUCUUUUUUUAUGUUAUUGGAAUGGACUUUAUCGAUGUUCCGGUGCACAUACUUAACAGAAACUCAGAAGAUUCAUAAGUAUAUUUUAGGACUUGCACUUUUAUUGGGCUUGGUAAUAUUCAUAUUGCAAGGUGUGCAGUGCUACAACAUUAUUUUCAUCGCUGAUGGUUUUAUGUUUCGUAUUUGCUACACUAUAAUUUGUUGCUUAAUAACAGUGCUGGACAUAAUCAUAGCUAAAACCAAAGUACCCUAUGAAUCCAAGAAAACAAUGUAUGUUAUUACAAUGGCAAAUCUGUACGUUUUCUCUUGGUCACCACUUUAUAUUGUCUUCCAUGCAAUGAACCAUGCCCAUUAUAAGAUACAUCCAAUUCUUUUCCUUAUUUUGGAAAUAUUGGGAAGAAUAACCGUGUUCCUAGUUCAUGCCUAUCCAAUACUGGGCUGUUAUUUGCUGGGUCGUCUCAAUAAUCAUUUUAAGAUGGCAUUUGCUAGAACUUUUAAGGGAAGCAGUUAUGUUGAUAAUGAUUUAGACAUCAAUUCUGAGGAGUUAAAAAGAAAAUAUGUGAGAUCCUGUUACAUUGAUUUCCUAGGAAACAUUAAUAUUCACUAGUCUUUAAUUUUGUAAUACCUAAUAUUUACUUGCAAAUAGAAUUAUAUUUAUAAUCAUGUUUAUAAUGGUAUAUGCUCCUUUAUACACUUCAUGAUAUACAUAUUGGACAAGCAGCCAUCUGUAUUAAAUUAAUGUUUCAGAUAUAAUGAACACAGAUAAUAUAUCUCAAGUGGUGGACAAUGUGUUUGAGGAUAUCAACAUAAACUGGACAUCGGCAUAUACGCCGAGUAUCGCCCAGGAACUCUUCGAUUGGACAAUAUUUUUUAUCGGACUCGUGGAAUCUAUAGCAAAUAUUUUCUUAAUCACCACAAUUUGUCGUUUCAAAAAACUUAGGACUAGAAUCAAUACUUACAUCAUGAACGUGGCCAUAUUAAGUGUGGUGUACUAUGUGGUUAUACAGGUCUUCCUUAUAUUGAUCAUCACUCCAAAGUAUUUUUGCUGGGUUUAUUAUUUGGGGAUAUCGGCACUAUGCUUACAAUAUCUUAUGGCUUUCUGCAUGCUUCUAGAUUGGACUUUGACGACAUUUAAGGCUAGUUUCAUAGAAAAAAUUGGUAAUUUCCACAAACACAUUUUCUUGAUUCUUUACUUGUUUAGCCUGGCUGUGUAUAUCUUUCAAAUUCUUAUGGAUUGUCAUUUACAAAUGCUCAAGACGGACCUAUUAUUUUUCAGGAUUGCUUUUAUUACAAUAUGUUUAGCAAUGGCAAUUCUUGACAUUAUUUUAAUUAGAAUCAACGUACCAGAGGAUGCUACUAAAGAAUUUUACGUUGUUAAAAUUGCAAACCUGUACGUUUUUGCUUGGUUACCAGAAUUGAUUAUCCAUGAUUUACUGCAGGACGUCGAUUUAGAUUUUCACCUAGUUAUUUAUAAAAUAUUAGUAUUUCUGGGUAAAGUGUCAGUAAUUUGUGCAUAUGCUUGUCCCAUUUUGGUGUACUAUUUACUGGUAGUUCAUAACAAAUAUUUCCGGUUGGCCUUUUAUAGGAGCUGGAAAAGAUCUCUGAAAAACUAUGAGUCCGAUGAUUUGGAUAUUGUCUCGAAUGAGGAAGGACAUGGAGAGGGUCCUGCGGUCGACGUCAUUGAACCUUCGUUAAUUAUUGGCAAUUAAAUUGUAAUUAUUUAUAUUUUAUGUAUUUUGAUAUUUGUUUAUAUACUUUUAUGUAACCGGCUGUGGAAAACAAUAAAGUUUUGUAUAAAAUUA